GGAAGAAAGAAAAAAAACAAGUCACCGUCCCUCCACUGCCAGCCUCCAGUCGAGCAAAGGCGAUCUCUGUGUCAGAAUCCGGCAGAGAGAGUGAGAGAUAGAGAGAUUCAGCGGGCAGAGAAGUUCUUUCAUCGGUAAAAGCUAUUCCAGCUCAUGUAUUCAUACAUAUAUAUAUACACAUGGAAAUAUCGAAAGGGUACUACAACCAAAGCAGCAGCUUCCUAAAACAAAACAGGAAGCAGCAGCCGAAACAAAAACCAGACAGUUAGUCAAAGAGACCUAACCCAGCUUAAUCUUCACUUCCUGCGGAACCACCUCUUCGGGAUUGUUAAGAUUUUGAUUAAAUAAAUUACCUAACUUGAAGAUAGGCCUUUUCCUCUAUUUAUAAUAUAAAUCAAAUACAUUCUGAUGACUACAAUACCCUUGCUAACUCUCACUAAUUAACAUACUAACACACUUAAUAAUAAUAAUAAUAAUAAUAAUAAUAAUAAUAAUAAUAAUAAUAAUACUAAAAGACUAAAAUAACCUUUAACACUCCCCCUCAAACUGGAGCAUAAAUAUCAUAUGCUCCUAGCUUGUCACAAAUAAAUUUAGCACGAGCACCCCCAAAGCUUUGGUAAACAAAUCAGCAAACUGCAUAUCGGACUUAACAUAAGUGGUAGUAAUGAGCUUCUGCACAAGUUUCUCCCAAACAAAAUGCUAAUCAACUUCAAUGUGUUUCGUUCACUCAUGGAAGAUCUGGUUGGAGGCAAUGUGAAGAACAACUUGAUUAUCAUACAUCAACCUCAUAAGUUGAGAUUGUGGAAAACUCAAUUCUUUCUACAUGUUCUUCAACCAAACAAGUUCACAAGUAGUGCGAGUUGUAGUUCUAUACUCCUAUUCAAUACUUGACUUGGCCCCCACAGUUUAAUUCUUACUCUUCCAAGCAACCAAAUUACCUCCAGCCAAGAUACAGUACCCAAUUGUGGAUCUUUGGUCUGAAGACGGCCCAACCCAAUUUGCAUCUCUAUAUCCUGGAAUAUAAAGUGUAACCCUGAUAUUGAUAUAAAAAAAUCUCUCCCAGGUGCACCUUUGAGAUAUCUCAAGAUACGAAUUGCUGCAUCCCAGUGACUUGUCCUCUUAGAAUCUAGAAAUUGAUUCACAACACUUGUUGCAAAAGAUAUGUCUGCCUAAGUGACCGUGUGAUAAUUCAACUUUCGAACAAGUCUCCGGUAUUGUCCAAGAUUAGACAACAAAUCACCCAUAUCCGACACUAACUUGCUGUUAGGAUGCAUGGGUGUAUCAAUUGGUUUGGUUCCCAAUAAUCUAGUUUCAUCCAAUAAAUCAAGAACAUACUUCCUCUGUGACAAAACAAUUCCACCAUCCAUUUAUCCAGAAAUCAACUACCUUUGCCUCCAUAUAGGUUCGCAGCUCUUUAUGAAGGUACACAGUUUAUACAUUUCAUGACCUGUACAACAUCAUGGCAUAGGGGAUUUAGUUGCAUACUUUAGCUGGUUGGGCAGAAUAUACUAGAAUGGCCGAUGAAUUCUCAAGUUUUUGGGGUCCUGUCACUUCCACAACUGAAUCAUGUGAGAACAAUUAUAUCUACUCUACUUAUAUUGCAGAAUUUUACAGCACUAUAUCCAACAUACCCGGCAUUCUUUUGGCACUCAUUGGCCUUAUAAAUGCACUAAGGCAAAGGUUUGAGAAGAGAUUUAGCGUUCUUCACAUAUCUAAUAUGAUACUUGCUAUUGGAAGCAUGUUAUUCCAUGCCACAUUGCAACAAAUGUUACAACAAGGUGAUGAAACUCCAAUGGUAUGGGAAAUGCUUCUUUAUAUCUACAUUCUCUACUCACCAGAUUGGCACUAUCGUAGUACAAUGCCCACUUUCCUCUUCCUGUAUGGCACAGUUUUUGCCAUUGUGUACUCACAGGUCCGUUUCCGCAUUGGUUUCAAGCUGCACUAUGUGAUCCUUUGCCUCCUUUGCAUCCCCAGAAUGUACAAGUACUAUAUCCACACACAAAAUGUAUCUGCCAAGCAACUUGCGAAGCUCUACAUGGCUACCCUUUUGUUGGGUAGCUUGUGCUGGUUCUUUGAUCGUGUUUUCUGCAAGGAAAUAUCCCAUUGGCACAUUAACCCACAAGGUCACGCCUUGUGGCAUCUCUUCAUGGGCUUUAAUUCUUAUUUUGCCAACACUUUCUUGAUGUUUUGUCGUGCUCAGCAACGGGGAUGGUCCCCAAAGGUAGACCAUUUUAUGGGGUUUUUACCCUAUGUGAAGGUUGAGAAACCUAAAUCCCAGUGAAGAAGUUACAGAGUGCUAGAUGAAUGUUUUUUUCCUUUGUCCUUGGAGUUCACUGGCCGAGAGGAGGCAGUUCACACAUUUAUUGUAUUCAUAGUUUAGAUGGAGAUGAAAUGACAAUUGAUCGAAGAUCUAAAAGUUUUUCUUGUAAAAGCAUAGGAUAGUUGUUUUGUACCAUAUUUGUAUGCUUUUGUUUGCACCAUUAUGUGGCUUGUUUCUUAGUAGAUUUUGUUUGUUUAAA
This is a messenger RNA of Malania oleifera, 2519 nucleotides long. Its product is annotated as alkaline ceramidase-like. Lineage: Eukaryota; Viridiplantae; Streptophyta; Magnoliopsida; Santalales; Ximeniaceae. The transcript has 4 exons. Gene Ontology annotation, biological process: autophagy; response to salt stress; ceramide metabolic process. Gene Ontology annotation, cellular component: membrane. The coding region runs from base 1514 to 2281 and encodes 255 amino acids. The record is from RefSeq and is a predicted model, not a curated record. Gene Ontology annotation, molecular function: hydrolase activity, acting on carbon-nitrogen (but not peptide) bonds, in linear amides.